Molecule: messenger RNA, 870 nt
Organism: Pomacea canaliculata
Lineage: Eukaryota; Metazoa; Mollusca; Gastropoda; Architaenioglossa; Ampullariidae
Product: putative defense protein
Exons: 5
Coding region: 264-731 (155 amino acids)
Molecular function (GO): oxidoreductase activity, acting on metal ions
Source: RefSeq, a predicted model, not a curated record
CUUACUUCUUUCUAUUUGCUAUUUUGAAGACUUCUCUCGUGUACCUGUACAAAAUAGUGUCUAUUCACGGACAAUGCCAACCCUUGCUGCUUCCUGUUGAAAGACAAACAAACAGCUCUAAUUGAGACCAGUGACUCAUUUUACAGCAUUCUGUGCACACGUUUCACUGUCGAGGGGUUGGACUGGGAGACAAGGAUUCCAUCCUAGCUGUCUCUUGGAUACAGCAGUUGCUGAUCAUUCUUCCUACAUUUCUUUCGAUCAUCAUGAAGCAGCGGUUAGCGGUCGUGGCUGUGCUAUUAGCUACGCUAGGCUCCCUGUCACGUGGUUAUCAAAAUGGCGCCCCAAAGGAUGCGUGUGUCAGCAUGUUUCCACGACACCAGGCCGAGGCUCAAACAAGUCCGUCGCCUUACAAUAUUAUACUGAACACUGCUACAUACACUCCAGGCUCCAACAACACUGUUGCAGUGCUUCUGACUUCACCUCAGCAGACAUUUGCAGGAGUGCUGGUGGAGGCGAGGUCAGCUGCAGACUGCGGUAACACAAACCCUAUCGGCACUUUCCUGCUGGCCACAAAUGAAAGGGACUUACAGCUGCUCAGCUGCAUGGCAGCUGGAGAUGCCGUGACUCAGAAGAGCUCUCUCCUUAAAGCUACAUCUAAGGUCUUCUUGUGGCACCCCCCUGUCCAGAGCUCGGGCCCCGUCUACUUCAGAGCCACCGUAGUGAAGUCCUAAGGCCGUCUUCUGGACAUCAGUGGUGUCAUCCGUGCUCAGCGACACCACGCAGCGCAGCAACCUCUCCUUCUCUACCCCUCCCUGCUCCAGUCAGACGACGGCCACCACCGCUGCCCCCACCGCCGCCACCCCCACAACC